This is a messenger RNA of Colossoma macropomum (tambaqui), 5157 nucleotides long. RefSeq names its product inactive rhomboid protein 2-like. NCBI's taxonomy places the organism in Eukaryota, Metazoa, Chordata, Actinopteri, Characiformes, Serrasalmidae. Gene Ontology annotation, molecular function: serine-type endopeptidase activity. The record is from RefSeq and is a predicted model, not a curated record. Gene Ontology annotation, cellular component: endoplasmic reticulum membrane. The transcript is spliced from 19 exons. Gene Ontology annotation, biological process: regulation of epidermal growth factor receptor signaling pathway; regulation of protein secretion. The coding region runs from base 490 to 2955 and encodes 821 amino acids.
AGAGCUUCGUGCUCACUCUGUGGAGCUGAAGGCGUUUGAAUAGUUUGAAUAACGAUUUUGUACGGCAAUUAACACAAUUAACUUCGAGGUUUUUGGCUUUAAAUACACACAAAAGUCUGUUUUAAGUUCAGUGUUGAGGCUGGCUAACAGGUCUUUAAUCCCUCCCAGUCAUGUUUCCUUGGCUCAAGUUCCCACUGGAGGGAAGUGUGCGGUAGUAGCAUGGGCAGCACCUCGCCUGCCGGAACGGCGGCAAAAUUCACAGUUAUAAGCCAUAAGGAGGAUAUUUUCUGGGGUUAAAACUUCGAUGAGUCCCUUCUGGGAGACUCCAGACUGCACUGCUGACUGUGAAAGCUGAAUGUCGGCCUGGAAAGCGAGGAGGGAAUGUAUUGGGCUCGAAGCUGACGAACAGUUCCUCUUUUUGGCCUUCAUCUGCACAGCCAGAGACGACAACAGCUCCUCGAGCAAGAAGAAGACUAAGAGGUGGUCAAGAUGGCAUCACAAGAAGGGGAGGAGCCAAACGGUAACAGCGGCCAAUCAGACAGCAGGCUGAAGAACAAGAAGCCGCCCAGCCUGGUGAUUGCCAUCCCUCCUUUAGAGGACGAAGAAAGAGCAACAGUGCAGGAAAGACAGGUUUUGCGGCCAUCGCUGAAGAAGAGUGUGAGUCUCCUGCAGUCAAAUGAAGCGCUGUCGGACAGCGGGAACGAGAGGAGAGCAGCGUUUCGCAGACAGACGUCUCUCUCUCAGAGUAUUCGCAGGGGUACAGCCCAGUGGUUUGGUGUGGGCAGUGACUGUGAAAGUAAACAGCAGGUGUGGCAGAGGAAGAGCUUGCGGCACUGCAGUCAGCGCUACGGCCGGCUAAAGGCUCAAUACAGAGAGAACCAUGAGGCAGCCAGCAUGGAGCAGCCCCUCGACUCACCAGGGGCUUACAAAAUGCCAAAGAUUGUGGACCCCCUGGCCCGUGGGCGUCAGUUUCGUUAUGAUGAUGCGGAGCGGCCCCGGACCCCCCACGCCGCUCACCCUGUCCCCCCGCCCCCGUUGACCCCAGGCGUGACCUCCAUCUGCUCCUUUACCAGCCAGCGCUCCGGAUACACUCGUUUCCCGCGGAGAAAGAGAGAAUCCGUCGCUCGCAUGAGCAUCCGCGCAGCAUCCAACCUGCUCAGGGGUCGUCCUGGGCUGCAGGGAUCACACACGGCCCGCGGUUUCCACCGCAGGAGCUUCGCUCGGCCCAGCUGGUUGGAGGACGAUACAGCAGACACAGCAGACACUUCUGAUUCAGUCUUCUUCAGCAAGAUGGAUGUCCAUGAGGAGUUGUACUCUAUGGCUGAUGAUGUGUUUGAGUCUCCUCCACUUUCUGCUGCGUAUGCCACAGACAGCACUGUAGAAGAAGCGCUCCGCUACCCCAGCAUUAAAGACAUCAGCAAAGCCCCAGUGGGCCCUGUAGAUAAAUCUCGUCGUGGAGCUCGUAUUGCAUCGCAAGUGAAACACUUCGCCUUCGAUAAACACAAACGGCAGUACGGGAUGGGCGUGGUGGGCAAGUGGCUGAACCGUCACUACCGGGGGAGCCUGAGCAGCCAGGUCCAAAAACAGCUGGAUGACUUCCACAGUCACAGGCCUUAUUUUACUUACUGGAUCACCUUCGUGCACAUUCUAAUCACCCUGCUGGCCUGCUGUACGUACGGAUUUGCUCCCGUUGGCUUCGCCCAGCACUCCAGCACUCAACUGGUGCUGAGGAAUAAAGGGAUCUAUGAGAGUGUGAAAUAUAUUCAGCAGCAGAAUUUCUGGAUCGGUCCUGGAUCUGAAGACCUGAUCCAUCUGGGGGCGAAGUUCUCACCCUGUCUCCGAAAAGACGAGCAGAUAGCAAAGCUGAGGCAGAAAGCCAAAGAGCAGGAGAGAGAAUCCGGAUGCUGCGUACAGAACGACAACUCCGGAUGUGUUCAGACGCUCCGAGACGAUUGCUCUGAGACUCUGGCCACCUUCAUCAAGUGGGACAAUGAGACCGUAGACAUCCGUAGGUCAUCAGGGGCCGUGUGCCAUCAGGACCCCAGGACGUGUGAGGAGCCAGCAUCAGCCAAGCCUCAUCUGUGGCCCGAUGACAUCACAGAGUGGCCGGUAUGUACAGAACCACGCACAUGGAAUUACACAGGCCUUCGGCACAUGGACUGCACCAUCAGGGGCCGCCCCUGUUGCAUAGGAACCAAAGGAAGGUGUGAGAUUGCCACCCGUGAAUACUGUGAGUUCAUGCACGGCUACUUCCACGAAGAAGCCACGCUCUGCUCUCAGGUUCAUUGUCUGGAUGAGGUUUGCGGUCUGCUUCCAUUCCUAAACCCGGACAUCCCGGAUCAGUUCUACAGGCUGUGGCUUUCACUCUUCCUGCAUGCAGGCCUCCUGCACUGCCUGGUGUCUGUGGUGUUCCAGAUGACCAUCCUGAGGGACAUAGAGAAGCUGGCCGGAUGGCUAAGGAUUUCCAUCAUCUACAUCUUCAGUGGCAUCACAGGGAACCUGGCCAGUGCCCUCUUCCUGCCUUACAGAGCCGAGGUGGGUCCAGCGGGCUCCCAGUUCGGCCUGCUAGCGUGCCUGUUUGUGGAGCUCUUCCAGUGCUGGCAGAUUUUAGAAAAGCCAUGGAAGGCCUUCCUCAAGCUGCUCGGCAUCGUCCUCUUCCUCUUCUUCUGUGGCCUGCUGCCGUGGAUCGACAACAUCGCUCACAUCUUCGGCUUCCUCAGCGGCUUGCUGCUCUCCUUCGCCUUCCUGCCUUACGUCACGUUCGGCACCUACGAUAAGUACCGCAAGCGUGUGCUCAUCAUCCUCUCGCUGCUCGUCUACGUGGGCUUGUUCUCUUCACUCAUCGUUUGGUUCUACUUCUACCCCAUCAACUGGCACUGGCUGGAGCAUCUCACCUGCCUCCCCUUCACCAGCAAGUUCUGUGAGCGCUACGAUAUCGACCACGUGGUGCACUAACGUAGUGGCAGCUGUACUAAUCAGUAGUUUCCAGGCUCCAGGCAGGACAGCAGGGGAGCUGGCUUUUGGAAGCCGAGAGCCGAGAAGAAAACAUGAGGGACGAGGAAAACAGGUACUACUGCAUGUGCUGAGGUAUAAGGUCAGUACUGAGUUGUUGAGUCUGGCACUGGGAAAUGUGCAGGCCUUCUUCUACUGCAGGGGUCUUAACACUAAACACUAUUUCAAUGCAUUUCAAACACUUGCCUUAAACCAGCCAGGCUUUUUAGCAGAGUUAAGGUUGCGACAUGACUGUGACAAUUUUUAUUUUAUUUUUUUUUAACUUUGUUGCACUAACAACUAAUACAACUUGGCUGCCCUACACGAAUACUUCACCUGUUUUUCUAAAUUUCAUCACAAUUCAGUGUAAACAGUCAUUCAGAGUGGUUUAAUGUAAACUAGUUCAUUGUACAAUGCAAAUACACCUCUUCACCACAAAUGGCUUCUACAAAAAUACAUUUUGGGCCAAAACCUUCUCAAACCAAUCACAGAACAAUGUCUCAGGCGUCAGUCACUGUAUUCUUAAUUCUUUACAGGCAUUAAAUCAGGGAUGUCCAGUCUUAUCCUCAAACGGCUGUAGUUUAGGGGCUCUCGAGUGGCGCAACCAUCUAAGUGUUCUUGUGAUCUAAGUGAUCUAAGCUGUAUCAUCAGAAGAUUGCGUAUAUUGUGUGACUGGGGUAGACCUAACUAGUGAGUGGAAUUUGAUACGAUUACAUUGGGGAGAAAAUCAGGAAAUCCCGCCUAAUUCUGCUUGUCAGGUUAGUUGGUCUCAGUUCCUGCUUUAAUGGAAUGAAAACCUGCAGCCACACAUCCCUUUGCGGAUAAGGUUGGACACCCCUGGACGUCUGGUUCACAUCACCACUGCUGUGUACAAUUCUGACUCAGUUCAGUUCAUAUAAACUGGAGCACUUCACAUUAAAUGACUCCACUCUGAAUGACUUCAUUUACAUCUUAACCAUUGGAUUAUGCAGAAAUUUUGGAAAAAUCUGUGGAAUUCCUACUUCAUGCUCAGCUCUUUUUGUUUUAGCCUUGUUUAACCACAUCACCUGGAUAUGCCACUAAGACAAUCCAAUCAAAAAUGUUCAAACUCCAGGGAAGUCUAGAGCCACGCACGUCCUAUAUACAUUUUCAUCUUUUUUUUUUAAAUUAUGGAUAUUUGAGCUCGAGCCGGUGUUAUUCCUUUAUUAUAAUGCGGGAUAAGAAUCUUCAGAAUGGUACAUUCUUGAACCAGAUAAUGCACCCUAAUGUGCCUUGAUAAGCAAAUCUCUUAACUUCUUACUCGGUCUGUGUUCGUUGGCCAUGCGGGAACAUUCUAGAACACUGAGAACUGCUCUAGAACACCGUUCAGCGUUUUCUCCCCUGGCUAGAGAUUAGAGGCAACUUCCUCUGCAUGUGUCCGGCUUAUGGACAGGGAAACCGAUGACUGACUGGAAAGGAUUACGGUCUAAUUGCGAUGAACUGAGAAUAGGAGGCUUUGAUUAGUCAUGCUCCAACACCAGCAUACAGUAAAGCUGGUUUAUCGACCAUCGUUCGAUGUGCCUGACGAUAGAGGAGGAGGAACCAACGCUGUGACAGUGUGAACGUUUCACAGCCGUCCGGCACGAAAGUGUAUGGUGCUGUUCAUAAGAACUGGAAAUGUUUGUCUGUGUUGUACUCAUUCUUGUCUAGAACACGAACAGAACGUUAUGCCAACCAUCAGUGGAAUCUGUGGGCACGGAUGGGUGCUAAAGAUGGGGUUGUUCAGUAAAUGAAGCUCGUUGAGCUUAUAGAUCUGCAUUUCAUUUAAGCUGAAUGCACUGUUUUAUCUAGUGAUUAUUAUUGUUGUUAUUAUCAUUAUUAUUAUUAUUAUUAUUAUUAUUAUUAUUGCUACUACUACUUUUGUACACUUUUAAGCCAAAAUGUGCCGUUAUUGUUCUGAUUUGACAGGUUUUUUUUUUACUUUUAAGCACACUGUGCCUUAAAAACAUUAAAAGGGAAUCAUGUUUAUGACUUUCUGAGAUUUUUACAUUGUGAAUUAAAUAUAUUUGUACAAAUGAUUGUAAAAAAAGUAAGAAAGACUGGACUGUGUAGAGGUGAUUUUGAGGUAUCGUAUCAUAUUUUAUAUUUGGUUUUCCUCAUAAUAAUGCAUUAAAUAAAGUAAUCCCCCCUAAUGUUUAUGUAAAAUGA